Messenger RNA from Diachasma alloeum, 3473 nucleotides. It is a transcript of the gene Mctp, whose product is annotated as multiple C2 and transmembrane domain-containing protein. Gene Ontology annotation, cellular component: synaptic vesicle membrane. The record is from RefSeq and is a predicted model, not a curated record. The transcript is spliced from 8 exons. Lineage: Eukaryota; Metazoa; Arthropoda; Insecta; Hymenoptera; Braconidae. Bases 177 to 2981 code for a protein of 934 amino acids. Gene Ontology annotation, biological process: regulation of neurotransmitter secretion. Gene Ontology annotation, molecular function: calcium ion binding.
AAAUACGCACUCUUCUUCUCAAUCCUCAGAUACGUCCCGACAAUUGGAUUAAGACACAGUCGAUGAUUCACGGGAUUAUAGGCGAACACUUGUGGAAAUCAUGCAACUCGUACGCGAUAAUCUCUUUCACUUCAAAAAACGCUUGAAGACAAGGGGAAAUUCACCUUCGAGGCAAAAUGAGCAAGAGUGUAGAAUUGUUGUCUGGCACCGAGGACGGUGAAGCAAAUGAUCAAUCGUCGAAAGCAGACAAAUCCCACCUGAAUCUCAACGGCAAGAGACAAUUGUCAAGAAGUGCGACAGAACUGAGGGCGAACGAUGAGGAUCCAACGAAUCGUCCCGCAUCGAGCACUGAGCACCGUCGUUCCCAUCACCAGCCGCAUCCUCAUCACCGACCGGUUGUCUCAGUCGCUCAAAGAACCCACACCUUUUUCGCUACACUGAAGAGCCGGUGGGUGAGAGGACGGAGCAAAGAGAGGAAGAAAGCUAAGGAAUCUAAUCUCCAGGAUUCACCUCAUCGGAGUGGGGGAAUCGAGUCUGACUAUGCUGCGGAUUACUCCUCCGAGCAUAGUAGAAGUUCCUCGGCAACCCACAGCCCUGCUAGGGCUCUCAAUCAUCCAGGAUCCCCUUUAGCACGAAAUAGCAAAGACAAAUCUGUGGAAGACAGCCCAGGAAGAUGCAGUGACGUCUCAUCAAAAAGCAGUCAUCCCAGAUCAAGAGAAGCAGAUAUUGACGAUGACGCCGGUCCCUCCACUGCCCCCGAUCCCGGGAUAAUCCUUCAGGACGAGAGUUCACGUCGACGUGAACUCGCACUGAGACAGCAUGCCUUCUUCCAGCUACGUCUGCACAUUCGUAAAGGCGCGAAUCUCGUCGCUAUGGAUCGAUGUGGCGCAAGUGAUCCGUACGUGAAGAUCAAGUGCUCCGGUCGUUUGCUACACAAAUCUAGGACUGUUCAUCGUGAGCUCAAUCCUAUCUGGGAUGAGAGCGUUACUCUGCCCAUUGAGGACCCAUUCCAACCGCUUAAUAUCAAGGUCUUUGAUUAUGAUUGGGGCCUUCAAGAUGACUUCAUGGGCGCAGCACCAUUGGAGCUAACUCAACUGGAACUAGGACAACCUCAAGAUAUAACUCUCGAAUUGAAGGAUCCAGCGAGACCGCGUCAGCAUUUAGGGGAGAUAUUCCUGACGGCGACACUCUGGCCUCGUAACCAACAAGAGAAAGAACAGUAUUUUCAACGUACAAACAGACUGGCGGAUGUUAAUCGAAGAUUGAAGUCGCAGAUAUGGAGUUCAGUGGUGACCAUCGUCCUGGUGGAGGCGAAGAAUUUAAUUCCCAUGGAUAUAGAUGGUGAAUCGGAUCCUUACGUCAAAUUCAGGCUGGGAACCGAGAAAUACAAAUCCAAAGUGGUCAACAAGACCGUUAACCCAGUAUGGUUAGAACAAUUCGAUCUGCAUCUCUACGAAGACCCCUACCUCGGCCAAGAGCUCGAAGUCACUGUCUGGGACCGAGACAAGGGCCACCAGGACGAUCUCAUGGGUCGCACGACAAUCGAUCUAGCCGGUUUAGAACGGGAAACCACCCACCGGAUCUGGCGUGACCUUGAAGAUGGUGCAGGCAAUAUCUUCCUGCUCCUAACAAUCAGCGGCACCACCGCCAGUGAAACAAUCAGUGAUCUUGCCGCGCAGGAGGAAAAUCCAAAGGAGAAAGAACGCCUCCUGCAAAAGUACUCCAUCUGGAAUACUCUCCAGCGCCCUCGGGACGUGGGUCACCUCACGGUAAAAGUCUACAGAGCACAGGGACUAGCAGCAGCAGAUUUAGGCGGCAAAAGUGAUCCAUUUUGCGUCCUGGAGCUCGUGAACUCUCGCCUGCAAACGCAAACAGAGUACAAGACUCUCGCUCCUAAUUGGCAGAAGAUCUUCACGUUCAAUGUCAAAGACAUAAACUCAGUAUUAGAAAUCACAGUUUAUGAUGAAGACAGAGACCACAAGGUUGAGUUCCUAGGAAAGAUAGCAGUUCCUCUUUUGAGAAUAAGAAAUGGAGAGAAACGGUGGUAUGCUUUAAAAGACAAGAAGCUUCGCUGCAGGGCGAAGGGUAAUUCUCCCCAGAUUCUCCUGGAGAUGACAGUGAUUUGGAACUAUCUCAGGGGAUGUGUGAGGACAUUAAACCCUAGAGAACAGAAGUACAUGGAGCCAGAGGUGAAAUUCAAAAGGCAAUUGUUCCUGCGAAAUGUGUUAAGAUUGAAAGCUGUCAUCAUGUUCUUUAUUGAUCUUGGAAAAUAUAUCCAAAGUUGCUGGGAGUGGGAGAGCAAGACGAGAAGUGUUGUAGCUUUGGUUCUGUUCAUCCUUGGGUGCUAUUAUUUUGAACCUUGGAUGAUUCCUGCUGCAGCUCUUCUUAUUAUGCUCAAAUAUUGUCUAGUGUGUGUUCUCACAGCAGACGUAAAAUCUUCGUCGUAUCAUUCCAUGUCGAGUUAUCAGGACGGGGAAAUCAACUCUGAUGAGUGUCCACCGACUCCUGGAGAUGACGAUGAGGACGAGGAUGAUAAGGAUAAGGAGGAGAAAAAGAGCCUUAAGGAGAGGCUCCAAGCCAUUCAGGAGGUCACGCAGACCGUGCAAAACUCAAUUGGGUAUAUUGCGAGUUUGUGUGAGAAGGUCAAGAACUUGUUCAAUUUCACUGUUCCUUAUUUGAGUUAUCUCGCUAUGGUGCUGGCUGUGCUUGGGGUUGUAGUGUUGUACUGUAUACCGGUGAGGUAUUUGAUACUAAUGUGGGGGGUCAACAAGUUCUUGAGGAAGAUCCUGAGACCACAUUCAGUGCCGAAUAACGAGGUGCUAGAUCUUAUCUCCAGGGUACCUGAUGAUGAGGAUCUGCUCAGUUACAGGGAAUUAAAGCCUAUGCCAACAGCUGACUGCGAACGGGGUGGUACAUCAUCAUCCCCAAGCACCAGUGCCGGUGGCAGACGUGAACAGCGAAAAAAGCACAAAGGAGCGUAGCGAAAUGUCCCGCGGCCAGAUGUCGCGGGGAGGCGUACGUCGAGUAUCCUUAAAACGGUGCUGAUGCGGGGAAAGCUGCUCGCUCAGCAGCACUGCCGCAAGGGCUCCACGGAACUGCUCCAAGACGACACGAAAAAAUAAAGUCUCAUAAUGAAUUAAAAACGAUCAAGAAUUGUUCCGUGGACCUCUGAACCAAGAGAAGAUGAACAAUUCUUUCUAGUCUGUAGUUCAGGAUAGACGCCGAAUAACCUGUGAUGGAACGUCAGAAGCAAUUUAACAAUUUAGAUCGUUUAGAUUCCACAGCAAUCUAGCGAAUUGCCAUUCAUUUGCAUUGUUAACGAGUAUGUAAGGAAGACUAAACAACCAAAUUUAGUGAGGAAGUUGUAAAACGAUUUUAUCUCUGAUCUUUCACCAUUUUCCUUCUGGCAAUGCACGCAUGAAAAAAUUCAAUAGAAAACGUUAACGAAUUCGCUAGAAAAUUCUAGUGGAGUU